UUUUGCGCAUCCUGAAUCAGCUCUCACCUAGGCCAAAUCUGCCCAUGUGGCUGGACUCCUCGAAUCCGCACCCAGUUCUAGGCAGCGGCAUCCCAAGGUCAUCGACCCUCACUUCCAUCUCUCCCUAGCUUUCCUUCUUCUCGUCGACGCUGCUUGGAGACUUGCGUGACUUUUGCAAGUCAAGCGGGAGAGUUGGAUUUGUGAUGUUUGUCAAGCACCUGUUGGAGAAAGCCAUGGGGCAGAAUUCACAACAUGGAAAUAUUACAUCAAGCAGCCAUGAUUUUCAAGUUGCUAUGCAUUAUGGUAUCCCUUAUACUGCAUCUAUUCUUGCUUUUGAUGCUGUUCAGCGACUCCUAGCAAUUGGAACAUUGGAUGGUAGAAUAAAGAUAAUUGGUGGUGAUAAUAUUGAAGGCCUUCUCAUAUCACCGAAGAAGUUGCCCUACAAAUAUUUAGAGUUCCUCGACAACAAAGGUUUUAUUAUGGGUGUUUCAAAUGAGAAUGACAUUCAGGUUUGGGAUCUCCAAUGCAGGAAAUUAUCUUAUUCUUUGCAGUGGGAAUCCAACAUUACUGCCUUUGCUGUUAUUAGUGGAACUUAUUUGAUGUAUGUUGGAGAUGAGAAGGGACUUCUUUCAGUACUACAGUAUGAUGCAGAUGAAGGAAAGCUGUUCAGCAUGCCUUAUAGUAUUCCACCAAAGCCUCUUUCUGAAUCAGUUGGUGUUUCAAUUCCCGAUCAACAACAGAUAGUGGGAAUUUUGCCGCAGCCUGGUACCUCUGGCACCAGGGUGCUGAUUGCAUAUGAGAAUGGGCUGAUUAUACUCUGGGACAUAUGUGAAAGCUGUGCCAUUUCAGUGAGAAGUUCUAGGGAUCUGCAGCUGAAGGGUAAGGAACAUAGUGAGCCUCUCUCUGUUGCUUCGAAUGACCUUCCUGAUUCUGUAGUUGAUGAACAAGAGGAGAAAGAGAUUUGCUCCAUUUGCUGGGUGUCUAACUCGGGCUCCAUCCUUGCCGUGGGAUAUAUUGAUGGGGAUAUAUUAUUAUGGGAUCUUUCAGUAAGUUCCUCGGUCAAAGGGAAAGAAAGCACUGUAUCAUCUAAAAAUGUUGUCAAGUUACAGCUGGCUUCUGGAGAUCGCAGGCUCCCUGUCAUUGUUUUGCACUGGUCUGCUAAUGCCAAAGCAAAUAAUGAUAAGUGCGGACAGCUUUUUAUCUAUGGUGGCGAUGAUAUGGGGUCUGAAGAAGUUAUAACGGUUCUGAAUCUUGAAUGGACCACUGGCAUAGAUACCGUAAGAUGCACAUCGGAUGCAGAGCUAAAUCUUAACGGAUCCUUUGCAGAUAUGAUUUUAGUGCCUAAUGCUGGACCUGCAAAUCUUAACUCUACUGCUGCACUUUUCAUAUUAACUAACCCUGGUGAAAUAAAUGUCUAUGAUGAUGCUGCUCUUUCCUUGCUGAAAUCUACAGAGGGUGAUGCUCGUGCUUGGGCAGGAAAGUUUCCUGUUGUAGUACCAACUAUCGAUCCACUCAUUACUGUUGCAAAGCUAUUUUCACUACCAAUGGACCAGAACUCUUCUAAGGCUUUAUUAAAGAAAGCCUUUGCUAAGGGAAAUAUAAAACCAACUUUGUUGAAUGGUACAAAGUGGCCUUUGACUGGUGGAGUCCCAAGUGAAUCAACCGUUUCUGAAGACAAUGGCAUUGAUAGACUAUAUAUAGCAGGUUAUCAAGAUGGAUCUGUUAGAAUAUGGGAUGCUACACAUCCCAUUCUAGCACAAAUGCUAGUUUUAGAUGAUAAGGUCGCAAAUAUUAAAGCGGAUGACCAAAGCAGAUCGGUAUCAGCAUUGGACUUCUGUUUCUUAAAUAUGAGUUUAGCUGUCGGGAAUGAGUUUGGUCUUGUUCGAGUCUAUAAGCUGCAAGGAGGCACUAAUCAUUCAAAUAUUAUCUUUGUGAAUGGCAAUAAACAUGAUGUUCACCCUGUGCGCCAAGGAGAAGGAUUUCAUUGUACUGCUGUGUUCACUCUAAGUUCACCCAUUCGAACUCUGCAAUUUGCAAAUUGUGGUGACAAAUUAGCUGUUGGAUUUGAAAGUGGCAAGGUUGCAAUGCUGGAUCUGACUUCUUAUGCAACUUUAUUCCAAACAGAUUGUUUAUCUAGCACAAGUUCUCAGGUCAUAUCUAUUGCAAUGGAAUUGAAUCCACUCGUCAACACCAUGAUAAGCAGUCCAAAGCAUCCAAGACCUGAAGAUCUUAAAGAAUCUUCAGAGUUGCUAAUGUUUAUUUUAACAAAGAAUGGUCAUGUUAUUGUUGUUGACAGCAUUAGCGGCAAUACAUUAAAUUCGAUGUCAAAGCCCACAAAAAAGGAGUCUGCAGCAAUUUCCAUGUAUGUUAUAGAUAGUACGACUGUCUCUGAAAUACUUGAUGAGAGGCAACAAGUUUUAGAUGAUUAUUUAUCCAAAAGUGAUUCAAAAAAUUAUGAUUCCAGCAAUAACAGAAAACAAGGAAUUGAGCAGCAUUCCAGCGAUGCUUCAAACUCUUCAGAUCUUUUAUUGGAUCCGCUUCUUUUACUCUGUUAUGAAAAUUCACUACGAUUGUAUUCCGUGAAAUCUGUGCUACAGGGAGAGAGCCACUCCUGUCGCAAAAUAAAACUGGCAAAACAUUGUUGCUGGUCAACAAUUUUUAGGAAAAGGAAUGAGAAGUCUUGUGGCCUAAUUUUACUUUACCAGACCGGGGAUCUUGAGAUUAGAUCUUUGCCAAAUCUUGAAAUUGUUUCUGGAAGCUCCUUGAUGUCAAUUUUGCGGUGGAGCUUCAAGACAAACAUGGAGAAGACAAUGAGCUCAUAUGAUAAUGGGCAGAUUAGUAUGGUGAAUGGUUGUGAAGUUGCUUUUGUCUCCCUUUUGGCCUGCGAAAAUGACUUCAGAAUUUCAGAAUCUCUGCCUUGCCUUCACGACAAAGUUCUAGCUGCAGCUGCUGAUAGUGCUUUAACACAUUAUGCUAGUCAGAAAAACAAACAGGAUUCAUCUCCGAGGAUUCUUAUUGGUUUGAUCAAAGGACUAAAAGGGAGUAGAGCAGAGAGCAAUGCAGACACUUCUGAUCAUACCGUUAAGCCCGGUUUUUGUAAAAUAGAGGAUUAUUUUUUAAAAGAUCCCUUUUUAGAACCGUCACUUGUUGCAACUGAUCACCAAGAAAUUGAACUAAGCAUUGAUGAUAUUGAGAUUGAUGACAGCCUACCAGUAGCAUCUAGUUCAUCUAGUGUUUCCAGUUCAUCCGAUCCAAAGAAACAAAAGAAAAAAGAUGAGAAUAAGGAUAGAGAGAAGUUAUUUGAUGGAGCAAAAAAUGAUGCGAAGCCUAGAGUAAGAACUCCUCAAGAAAUCUUGACCAAAUAUAAAUUUGGCGGGGAUGCUGCUGCUGCAGCAGCUCAUGCAAAAGAUAAACUGGCAGAAAGACAGGAAAAACUAGAGAGGCUUAAGAAAAAUACUGAAGAGUUGCAAAGUGGAGCUGAAAAUUUCGCUUCAUUAGCUAAUGAACUUGUGAAGACUAUGGAGAACAAGAAAUGGUGGAAACUAUGACGACAGGAAGAUUGGAAAUGAUUAUUAUUAUUAUUAUUAUUAUCAUUUAAAAUGCUUCUCCGGUGAUUAAUUUGUACCAAUUCCAGCUGCUAUGAGCUGUAGCAGAAUGCCUCAGGAAGCACUUGAUCUAAGGGCUUUUUAGUUGCCAGUAGUUCUUUAUGGCUUUGGCUUCAACAACGAUUGUAACUUGUAAUUUUGUUUUUAAUUUAUAAUUUUUUAAGUUUUUUUCAGAUAUCUGUAUCUAAAUUAGAGGGGAUAUUUAGUGCUUCCUAUGAUCAUCAUGUAGAAUAAAUAUCAUGAUUUUAAAAUUGAAUAAAUAUUUUUUAGUAACAA
Messenger RNA from Dendrobium catenatum, 3881 nucleotides. RefSeq lists its product as uncharacterized. The record is from RefSeq and is a predicted model, not a curated record. Bases 204 to 3548 code for a protein of 1114 amino acids. The transcript has 24 exons. NCBI's taxonomy places the organism in Eukaryota, Viridiplantae, Streptophyta, Magnoliopsida, Asparagales, Orchidaceae. Gene Ontology annotation, molecular function: GTPase activator activity; myosin II binding; syntaxin binding. Gene Ontology annotation, biological process: regulation of exocytosis. Gene Ontology annotation, cellular component: plasma membrane; cytoplasm.